AUUAGAUAUGUACCCAAACAUCAAUAUGACUACUUCACCAGGAACUUACCCAGGAAUCUCAAUGUUUACAGGACAAGAACCAACACUUCAUCCACUGAACACAGUUGCAAGAUCUCUUGGAAACCUCCAAGACUUGCAAAGCCUUCUCAGUGGCUAUUGAGUCUGUGACAUGCAGUUGCAGACAGGAAUGGCACAGCCAGAGCAAUGGGGGAUCCCUCAGCAAUACAUCCACCCAGGCCUCGACUCCAAGAGACUCGAAGAGAACAGAGUUGACCCCAAAAUCCUCUCUCUCUACUCCAACAUCAAAGACAACAAGUCCAAGACCGUGAGUGCAAAGGCCGACAAAGUGUUCAUGUGUUCAUUCGGCAACUGCAGAAAAGUCUUCUACAAAAAGUGGAACUUCAGCCUCCACAUGAAGAUGCACUACAAGAUCAAACAGUUCAAGUGCCAGGCAUGCGGGAAAGAGUUCACUCAGAAGUGCAACUACAACAAGCACAUGAAGACACACAGUCGUCCUUAAUUCCUAAAAUUUCAAUCAAC
Moneuplotes crassus is the source of this 540-nucleotide messenger RNA. The record is from the annotation of a GenBank genome assembly. NCBI's taxonomy places the organism in Eukaryota, Ciliophora, Spirotrichea, Euplotida, Euplotidae.